CCAUUAAUUUGAAAAUACGAGAGCGGAAAGCGAAAUCUAUGCUGCGGAUAAACUAAACUAACGUUAUCCAACAUCGUACAAAAUUCUCCACGAGAUAGUGGAAAAACUUGUUAAACUGUCACUUUAUCACGGCCAUGUUAGUCGUAAGAGAAUUCAGUUUAAUGCCAAAAUGAAAUGAAACUAGGUAGCUAAAACCUAACGUUAGGUAGCGAACGUAACAGCUAGUUAGCGGUUAACGUUGAGCUAACAAUUUGUGUUUUCAUAGACAGGAACACCCAACGUUACCUAGGUUAGUGAUAAACAAGUCUUAGCUAGGUACCUCUUCAAGAAAGACUCGUCAACAUGAUCCUCUCUCGCAUGAAGCCAGCCGUGGGAGGAGAGACACCGGUGAGCAUCAGUGAGAAAAAGAAGAAAAACAAGACAAAGGUUCCCUGCUUGGAGGAAUACCUGCAACAGAGAGACUACCUUGGGGCCUUGACACUGUUAGAGUUUCAGAGAAGUAUUGGAGAGAAACAGGAGCAUGCAGACCUCUGGAUUGGCUACUGCGCCUUUCACUUGGGUGAUUACAAGAAAGUUAUGGAGGAGUACAAGUCUCUGACCAUGAAGCCUGAAUGUUCUGCUGAGGUGUGGGUCUAUCUGGCCUGUGCCCUGUUUUUUCUGGGGCUCUAUAAAGAGGCUGAGGAGGCUGCAUCUAAGGCUCCGAUGUCACCUCUCCAAAACCGACUACUCUUCCACUUGGCUCACAAGUUCAACGAUGAGAAGAAGCUGAUGGGUUUCCACCAGAACCUGGAGGAUGUGACAGAGGACCAGCUGAGCCUGGCAUCUAUCCACUACAUGCGCUCCCAUUACCAGGAGGCUAUAGACAUCUAUAAACGCCUUCUGCUGCAGAACAGAGAUUUUCUGGCCCUGAAAGUUUACGUGGCUCUGUGUUACUACAAGCUGGACUACUAUGAUGUGUCCCAGGAGGUGUUGGCCGUGUACCUGCAGAGCAUCCCUGACUCCACUAUUGCCCUCAACCUCAAGGCCUGCAACCACUUCAGACUCUACAAUGGCAAGGCAGCUGAGGCUGAGCUGAAGAACCUAAUCGACAUCUCCUCCUGCUCCUUUGAGUUUGCUAAGGAGCUUAUCCGACACAACCUGGUGGUGUUUCGUGGUGGGGAGGGGGCGUUGCAGGUGCUGCCUCCUCUGAUCGAUGUGAUCCCUGAGGCCAGACUCAACCUGGUCAUCUACUAUCUCAGACAAGAUGAUGUCCAGGAAGCCUACAACCUCAUCCAAGAUUUGGUGCCCACAACACCUCAGGAGUAUAUUUUGAAAGGAGUGGUAAAUGCUGCAUUGGGACAAGAAAUUGGAUCAAGGGAUCACCUGAAAAUUGCUCAGCAGUUUUUUCAGUUGGUCGGAGGCUCGGCCAGCGAAUGUGAUACCAUUCCAGGCAGACAGUGCAUGGCCUCCUGCUUCUUCCUCUUGAGACAGUUUGAAGAUGUUCUCAUAUAUCUAAACUCAGUCAAGGGUUACUUCUAUAAUGACGAUACGUUCAACUUCAACUAUGCUCAGGCUAAAGCGGCCCUUGGCAACUAUAAAGAAGCAGAGGAGAUUUUUCUGCUGAUUCAGAGUGAAAAGAUCAAGAAUGACUAUGUUUACCUCAGCUGGUUGGCACGAUGCUACAUAAUGAACCAGAAGGGUCGGUUUGCCUGGGAGCUCUAUCUGAAGAUGGGCACUUCCUCUGAUUCCUUCAGUCUGCUGCAGCUCAUUGCCAACGACUGCUACAAGAUGGGCCAGUUCUACUAUGCAGCCAAAGCGUUUGAUGCACUGGAGAAACUGGACCCAGGCUCCAACUACUGGGAAGGCAAGAGAGGGGCAUGUGUCGGCAUCUUCCAGCUCAUACUGGCGAACAAGGAGUCCAAGGAGACCCUUAAAGAGGUGGUGUCUCUGCUGCGAAAUUCAGGAAACCCGCAGGUUGAAUACAUCAUCCGAGCUCUGAGGAAGUGGGCCAAAGACAACAGAGUCCUCCUCUCAUGACAGCCUUCGGCACUAAACUUCAGCUCACUACAUCAAGAGUAGCUACAUUAUGCAGACAUCAGCAGUCAUUAUAGUGCAUUUGGUCAUUUCACUUGAAUGAAUUGUGUGAAUGAUAGCGAAGCAACAUGAAGCAAAGAAAUAUUGAGCUAUUAUCUCUGCUAUACUGUAGUUUUGAAUAGCAAAUCUCUAUGUACUUGUAUAUUUGUAUUAAAAUGUGACUAUGUAUUUUUAAAAUGA
Siniperca chuatsi (mandarin fish) is the source of this 2253-nucleotide messenger RNA. It is a transcript of the gene ift56, whose product is annotated as tetratricopeptide repeat domain 26. The record is from RefSeq and is a predicted model, not a curated record. Gene Ontology annotation, molecular function: protein binding; intraciliary transport particle B binding. NCBI's taxonomy places the organism in Eukaryota, Metazoa, Chordata, Actinopteri, Centrarchiformes, Sinipercidae. Gene Ontology annotation, biological process: intraciliary anterograde transport; intraciliary transport involved in cilium assembly. The transcript has 18 exons. The coding region runs from base 343 to 2016 and encodes 557 amino acids. Gene Ontology annotation, cellular component: ciliary basal body; ciliary base; intraciliary transport particle B.